AUGAAGUACGUUCUUGUGUCUGGAGGUGUGAUUUCCGGCAUUGGAAAGGGCGUCAUUGGUACGUUUCAAUACGAAUCAUUGGGGAAUAACAUAAGUCAUAAAUUGAGUGCUAUGCUGAUGAAGUGGUUGCACAACAGCCUCUUCCACUGGCUUAACGUCACAUCCAUCAAAAUCGAUCCUUAUAUGAACGUCGAUGCCGGAACCAUGGCCCCUACCGAGCAUGGAGAAGUCUUUGUUCUCGACGAUGGCGGAGAAGUGGACCUCGACCUCGGAAAUUACGAGCGCUAUCUCAACAUCACACUCACUCGCGAAAAUAAUAUUACCACGGGCAAGGUCUAUCAACAUGUCAUUGAGCGUGAACGCAAAGGCGAUUAUCUCGGAAAGACUGUACAAGUCGUACCACAUUUAACCGAUGCAAUUCAAGAUUGGAUUGAGAGAGUUGCGCAAAUCCCAGUUGAUGAUACAAAGGAGGCUCCGGAUGUUUGCAUCAUUGAGUUGGGUGGUACCGUUGGAGAUAUUGAGAGUGCCCCUUUCAUCGAGGCUAUGAGACAAUUGAAGAGAAGAGCUGGAAAGGGCAACUUCUUGCAAAUUCAUGUCUCUUUAGUGCCGGUCAUUCAAGGCGAGCAGAAGACGAAGCCAACACAACAGGCCAUCAGAGACGUUGGUAGAGCUGGAUUGGUUCCAGACUUGAUUGCUUGCCGAUGCGAUAUCCCACUCGAACGAAGCACCAUCGAAAAGAUCGCAAUGUUCUGUCAAGUUGAAUCCGAACAGGUCAUUGGGGUACACAACGUUAAAUCGACUUACCACGUUCCCUUACUCCUCGAAAGGCAGGGUCUGAUCCCCACACUCAACAGAAUCCUCAACCUCGACGAAAUCACCAUGGCCAAAGCUGUUAUUGAUAAAGGUCAAAGGACAUGGACUGAAUGGAAGUCUCUGACGAGUCAGCAAGAGCGUGUAUUUGACGAUGUUUCCAUUGUUCUUGUCGGCAAAUAUACCACCCUUCACGACUCAUACCUUAGCGUCAUCAAAUCUCUCGAGCAUUCAGCGAUGCGAUGCGGCAAGAAACUCAAUUUAAUCUGGGUCGAUGCUUCGAACCUCGAGGAUGAGGCCAGGAGUGCGAAUCCAGCUGAGUUCCACAAGGCAUGGCAUGAGAUCUGUACUGCAGACGGUAUUCUCGUCCCUGGAGGAUUCGGCCAUCGCGGAACUGAGGGUAUGAUUGCAGCUGCAAAGUGGGCACGUACCAACAAGACACCUUAUUUGGGAAUUUGUCUUGGUAUGCAAAUUGCCGUCAUUGAGUUCGCCCGCAAUGUCUGUGGCAUCACCUCUGCUACUUCAGAGGAGCUGGAUGAAAAGUCAUCUGACAAAGUCAUUGUUUACAUGCCAGAGAUUGACAAGGUGAACCUUGGUGGAACCAUGCGCCUUGGAUUACGUCCAACAGAAUUUCAACCAGGAUCGGAAUGGUCUCGUCUCCGUAAACUUUAUGGCGAGAAAACAACAGUCCACGAACGUCAUCGUCACCGCUAUGAAGUCAAUCCCGAGUAUGUUGACCGACUUCACACUGGUGGCCUUGAAUUUGUAGGAAAGGACGACAAGGGUGAGAGAAUGGAGAUCGUUGAAAUAAAGGAUCAUCCUUGGUACGUGGGUGUACAAUUCCACCCGGAAUACCUCUCCCGAGUCUUGGCUCCAAGUAAAUCGUACUUGGGAUUCGUGGCAGCGGCAUCAGGAUGCUUAGAUCGGGUCACGGAAGAUUGUUUGAAGGCUGAGUUGGCUAAUAGCGUCAACGGGGAUUUGACGAGUGAACCCAAUGGCGUUACUAUCUAA
Molecule: messenger RNA, 1821 nt
Organism: Sclerotinia borealis F-4128
Lineage: Eukaryota; Fungi; Ascomycota; Leotiomycetes; Helotiales; Sclerotiniaceae
Source: the annotation of a GenBank genome assembly